Ceratosolen solmsi marchali is the source of this 459-nucleotide messenger RNA. RefSeq lists its product as uncharacterized. The coding region runs from base 13 to 345 and encodes 110 amino acids. The transcript is spliced from 2 exons. Lineage: Eukaryota; Metazoa; Arthropoda; Insecta; Hymenoptera; Agaonidae. The record is from RefSeq and is a predicted model, not a curated record.
AGGAAUUGAAACAUGUCCGAAAUGCCAAUUGUUACAGGACUUAAAGAAGCGCGGUUCCCACACCUGCGACAUGCAGGCCCUACAGCCACUUCCAGUUCCUACCACCGCCAUGCCUGCUAUGAGUACAUCCGGUGGGCAGUCACCACAUACGGUUUCGGAGACUGCAUGAGUCGAUAUCAGAGACCAAUAAGUACUACCACGACCUCAACCACAACUAUCACCAAUCCGCUAUUGAUUCACCUACUACUACUGAACCAACGACCUCCUCUACUCGCUCGAACAAUAAUGACAGUCAGACUUAUCUGGUAUUGCUUAUAUGCUGCGAUGACAGACAAAUUCAAGUGAAUCAGAGGUACCGAGUGCCAAGAAUUUUUAAGGAUAUGACCGGCGAGCGUCGCACGUUAUCAUCGGCUGGAUGGAUGAACGAAGAUGGGAUAUAAAAACAUUAAAAUUAAAAUU